Molecule: messenger RNA, 1367 nt
Organism: Sebastes umbrosus (honeycomb rockfish)
Lineage: Eukaryota; Metazoa; Chordata; Actinopteri; Perciformes; Sebastidae
Gene: hspb1
Product: heat shock protein, alpha-crystallin-related, 1
Exons: 3
Coding region: 121-765 (214 amino acids)
Biological process (GO): protein refolding; response to heat
Molecular function (GO): protein folding chaperone
Source: RefSeq, a predicted model, not a curated record
UAAAAGCUCUCAGCUGAAAGGCAGACAGCACGUUGGGAAAACACUUCCAGAGAGGCCUUCAUCUGCAGCCAGCAGCUCUUCCUUACAGCAACACUCCUCCGCCGCCGAAACACAGCAGCCAUGACAGAGAGACGUAUUCCUUUCACCCUGCUCCGCACCCCCAGCUGGGACCCAUUCCGUGACUGGCACCAGAGCCGCAUCUUCGACCAGACCUUUGGCAUGCCGGCCCUGCCCGAGGACUUCGCCACAUUCCCCAGCACCCACUGGCCGGGCUACAUGCGUCCCUCCGUCAUGACCCCGGACAUGGCCGCCAUGGGCCAAAUGGGCCAAAUGAGCAGCAUGGGCCCCAUGGUGCCCCACGCCCCCAUGAUGUACCCAACCCCCAUGAUGGCCCAGCAGGCUCGUGCCCUGUCCCGCCAGAUGAGCAGCGGCAUAUCGGAGAUCAAGCAGACCCAAGACAGCUGGAAGGUGUCGCUGGAUGUCAACCACUUCUCACCUGAGGAGCUGGUGGUGAAGACCAAGGACGGCGUAGUGGAGAUCACUGGCAAGCACGAGGAGAGGAAGGACGAGCACGGUUUUGUGUCCAGAACCUUCACCAGGAAAUACACCCUCCCCUCCUCAGCUAACGUAGAGAAGGUGGCCUCCUCCCUGUCUCCUGAGGGCUUUUUGACCGUGGAGGCUCCUUUGAUCAGAUCGGCCAUCGAGUCCUCAGAGACCACGAUACCUGUCAACGUGGACAACAAAGGUGGCGUGGUGAAGAAGUAGGAAGAAACGCAGCGCAGUGUCUCCCACACACACACACACAAAUACUCUCUUCAUGUCUGCUAACUGCUUCUAGAAAGGUGAAGAAGCAGCUUAUCGCUCUCCCUAAAGCAGGCUUGUUCACACGCCAGAGAGAGCAAAGCAAGGGAUUGCCCUUGCUCUCCUCUCUCCCCUCCGUCUCUGGUAAUGAGCCAACCCCAGCUGAGCGCUCUGUGUAAACACAUCUGCAGCAGUGCCAUAUGCCUGCUCUUUCUGCCGUAAUUACACUCUUCAUCUGAAUGUAGGAAAUCUCAGCUUAGCCUCGCUCGCAGCUUUCUUUCUCUCUCUCUCCCUCACUUACACACACCUUCUUCAUUUCUGUUGAGUAAACUCGCUUCAUGCUGCCUUUACAGACACACGAAAGACAACAGUAAAGCGGACUGUAAUAGCAGUGAUCUUGUAAAGCGAAGAACCAAGGUCCCAGGAGAGCAUGCACUACACCAGUCUGAGUGCAGAACAAAGCCUGUUAGCGUACUGUACGUACUGUGGGUCUGGACUGGAAGUAGACUGGUCGUACCUGCAAACUAUUCAGUCCUGCAAACACAGAAUAAAGAACAAACAACAUA